GGGGGGCAAGCCCUCCCGCGGAGGAGCCGCGCCCCCGGCCCCGCCGGUCCCGCCGCGAUGCUGUUCCACAGUCUGUCGGGCCCCGAGGUGCACGGGGUCAUCGACGAGAUGGACCGCAGGGCCAAGAGCGAGGCUCCCGCCAUCAGCUCCGCCAUCGACCGCGGCGACACGGAGACGACCAUGCCGUCCAUCAGCAGUGACCGCGCUGCGCUGUGCGCCGGCUGCGGGGGCAAGAUCUCGGACCGCUACUACCUGCUGGCGGUGGACAAGCAGUGGCACAUGCGCUGCCUCAAAUGCUGUGAGUGCAAGCUCAACUUGGAGUCGGAGCUCACCUGUUUCAGCAAGGAUGGAAGCAUCUACUGCAAGGAAGACUACUACAGGCGGUUCUCUGUGCAGCGCUGCGCCCGCUGCCACCUGGGCAUCUCAGCCUCAGAGAUGGUGAUGCGGGCUCGGGACUUGGUUUAUCACCUCAACUGCUUCACGUGUACCACGUGUAACAAGAUGCUGACCACGGGUGACCACUUCGGCAUGAAGGACAGCCUGGUCUACUGCCGCUUGCACUUCGAGGCGCUGCUGCAGGGCGAGUACCCCGCGCACUUCAACCAUGCCGACGUGGCGGCGGCGGCAGCUGCAGCCGCCGCAGCCAAGAGCGCGGGGCUGGGCGCAGCCGGGGCCAACCCGCUGGGUCUUCCCUACUACAAUGGCGUGGGCACAGUGCAGAAGGGGCGGCCGAGGAAGCGCAAGAGCCCCGGCCCGGGGGCGGAUCUGGCGGCCUACAACGCUGCGCUGAGCUGCAACGAGAACGACGCGGAGCACCUGGACCGCGACCAGCCGUACCCGAGCAGCCAGAAGACGAAACGCAUGCGCACCUCCUUCAAGCACCACCAGCUUCGGACCAUGAAGUCUUACUUUGCCAUUAACCACAACCCCGACGCCAAGGACUUGAAGCAGCUCGCGCAAAAGACGGGCCUCACCAAGCGGGUCCUUCAGGUCUGGUUUCAGAACGCCCGGGCCAAGUUCAGGCGCAACCUCUUACGGCAGGAAAACACGGGCGUGGACAAGGCCACGGAGGCGGCGCUGCAGACGGGGACGCCGUCCGGGCCAGCCUCGGAGCUCUCCAACGCCUCGCUCAGCCCCUCCAGCACGCCCACCACCCUCACGGACUUGACUAGCCCCACCCUGCCAACUGUGACGUCCGUCUUAACUUCUGUGCCUGGCAACCUGGAGGGCCACGAGCCUCACAGCCCCUCACAAACGACUCUCACCAACCUUUUCUAAUGACUUGCGCCCCCCUCCCCC
Pteropus alecto (black flying fox) is the source of this 1299-nucleotide messenger RNA. RefSeq names its product LIM homeobox 2 (gene LHX2). Gene Ontology annotation, molecular function: DNA-binding transcription factor activity, RNA polymerase II-specific; RNA polymerase II transcription regulatory region sequence-specific DNA binding. The record is from RefSeq and is a predicted model, not a curated record. The coding region runs from base 58 to 1278 and encodes 406 amino acids. Gene Ontology annotation, biological process: neuron differentiation; regulation of transcription by RNA polymerase II. The transcript is spliced from 5 exons. NCBI's taxonomy places the organism in Eukaryota, Metazoa, Chordata, Mammalia, Chiroptera, Pteropodidae. Gene Ontology annotation, cellular component: nucleus.